Anarrhichthys ocellatus (wolf-eel) is the source of this 761-nucleotide messenger RNA. It is a transcript of the gene eloca, whose product is annotated as elongin C paralog a. Gene Ontology annotation, biological process: ubiquitin-dependent protein catabolic process. The record is from RefSeq and is a predicted model, not a curated record. The coding region runs from base 130 to 468 and encodes 112 amino acids. NCBI's taxonomy places the organism in Eukaryota, Metazoa, Chordata, Actinopteri, Perciformes, Anarhichadidae. The transcript has 4 exons.
AUCGCGGACGAGUGUUCACACAAACUAGUUCCGGGUAACAGCCUGGUGGCUAACAUUAGCUGAAACUGAAACGCAGUCCGUCACUCCACAUUCUACAACAAAGUGGGUUAACAGAACUUACCAAACAGAAUGGACGGUGAAGAGAGAACCUACGGUGGCUGUGAAGGGCCAGAUGCCAUGUAUGUGAAGCUGAUCUCUUCAGAUGGCCAUGAAUUUAUUGUGAAAAGAGAACAUGCUUUGACAUCUGGGACUAUCAAAGCCAUGUUAAGCGGACCAGGACAGUUUGCUGAAAAUGAAACCAACGAAGUGAACUUCAGGGAGAUUCCCUCUCACGUCCUGUCCAAGGUCUGCAUGUACUUCACCUACAAGGUCCGUUACACCAACAGCUCCACAGAAAUACCUGAAUUCCCCAUCGCUCCGGAGAUCGCACUGGAACUGCUCAUGGCUGCAAACUUUUUGGAUUGUUAAAGUUACAGAAACAACUUUGAAGCUUAAAACAUUUUUAGAAUUUUUUUUUUUGAAUAUUUAAAUUGUUUUGCCAUUUACUUAUAUGAAACCUGAAUAUAAGUAUGUAUGUCACCAUGUUAUACUUCUUUUUGCACCUGGCAUUCUGUCAUAAUUGUAUUAGUAUUAAAAGAUUAAUUUUAAUGUAAUACAUGGAUAUGGCAGGCUGUAUUACUUGCCACAGAAUGUGAUAAAUAUGCCCCCACCCCAUAAAUGUUCCCUCACCUCUCCAGAUUAAUAAAGACCAGUUUGGUGAG